Molecule: messenger RNA, 425 nt
Organism: Cyanistes caeruleus (blue tit)
Lineage: Eukaryota; Metazoa; Chordata; Aves; Passeriformes; Paridae
Source: RefSeq, a predicted model, not a curated record
UUUACUGGCAGAUAUAAGAAGUUUUGCAAAAAACUGGGAACAGUGGGUUGCUUCCUCUUUGGAAAAUCUACCAGAAAGCCUGAUAGAUAAGAAAUUGCCUAUUGCACGAAGAUUUGUUUCCUCCCUGAAACGACAGACGUCAUUCCUACACCUGGCACAGAUUGCUCGACCAGCUCUUUUUGAUCAGCAUGUGGUGAAUUCCAUGGUGUCGGAUAUUGAAAAAGUUGAUUUGAAUAGUAUUGGUUCUCAGGCCCUUCUUGCAGUUUCAGGCAGCACAGACUCUGAUGGGGAAGCCUAUAGUGAAUGUAAGUCCAUGGUAACAUAUUUGGACCAUUAAAAGUAAUUAAUUCUUUCAUUCUGUGCCACACCAGUCUACUUGGACUGACUGAGACAGGGCACUCGAAGACUCUGCAUUCUCUAAUCUA